This is a messenger RNA of Malaya genurostris, 2120 nucleotides long. Its product is annotated as proton-coupled amino acid transporter-like protein pathetic. The record is from RefSeq and is a predicted model, not a curated record. Gene Ontology annotation, cellular component: vacuolar membrane. NCBI's taxonomy places the organism in Eukaryota, Metazoa, Arthropoda, Insecta, Diptera, Culicidae. Gene Ontology annotation, biological process: amino acid transmembrane transport. The transcript is spliced from 9 exons. The coding region runs from base 434 to 1828 and encodes 464 amino acids. Gene Ontology annotation, molecular function: amino acid transmembrane transporter activity.
AGGAUCACGCCGGACGUACUUUCCUCUGUCAACCCGGGAGUAAUUUUAUUGUUGAGCGAACUCGGGGCGAUCGCGACCCUCCCAUAAACAACGUGAAUGUAUCCUGAAGUCAUUUCGUUUAAUGGUGAAUUGUGUUCAAAUUUUGUGGUGCUAAAUCUGUAAGUGGCGAAAAUUACCCAUGCACCGUUUCCGGUGGUGGUGACACGAGCUCAAUUGUAAUACGUUGAUCGGGGGCCAACAUGCUUGCUGGUGGCUGUGAAUUACGGUGAAAUGAUAUGAAAUCGGUUGGAUUAUGAUACAAUAACAAGUGAAACAGAUCGGGUGAAUAAGUCAACAUCCGGAACAGCAGUAAAUCAUUACUGUUUAUAACUGCUAAUUUUUCUCACUCCAAUCGAUACGAAUUUCGGUAGCGACUGCCUGCAUCAUCGCAAAAAUGGACGAGAAAAAAGUGAAAACAAACCCCGAGCCGAUGGUGCCCCAUUUUGUGGCCAGUGAUUUCAAUUCCACCACUAAAUUAGCAGACAACCAUGCUGAAGAUGAAGAAUACAAUCCAUUUGAACACCGGCAAACUGAAAACCCCAACAGCACUGCCGGAUCUCUGGCCCAUUUACUCAAAAGUUCAUUGGGCACCGGUAUAUUGGCGAUGCCCGUGGCAUUUAAAAAUGCCGGUCUCCUCUUCGGUGGCAUCGGUACCAUUAUAAUAGGUCUAAUCUGUACACAUUGUGUACACAUUCUGGUCAAAACCUCACACAGCGUAUGCAAAAGGACGCGGAUACCGGUACUUGGCUUUGCGGAAACGGCCGAACGUGUGUUCCAGUAUGGGCCCAUCAAAACACGGGGGAUGGCCAACUUUUCGCGGAACUUCGUCGAUUACGGUCUCAUGGCAACGUACUUCAGCGCAGGAUGCGUGUAUAUCGUUUUCAUCGGCAACUCGCUGCAUAAGGUGAUAAAUGCUCUAGGAGAACUGGACUGGGACGUGAGAAUCUACAUUCUGUUCACGAUGAUACCAAUCUUGGCGAUCGGUCAAAUUCGACAGCUGAAGUUUCUCGUACCCUUCUCGGCAUUGGCCAAUGUGUUCAUCGUGAUAACCUUUGGAAUUACGCUGUACUACAUCUUCAAGGAUCCGCUUGUAUUUCAUGAUAAACCAGGUUUUACCUCGUUUUCUACUCUGCCACUGUUUUUCAGCACUGUAAUCUUUGCGAUGGAAGGCAUUGGUGUCGUGAUGCCCGUGGAGAACUCGAUGGCAAAACCGCAACAUUUUCUUGGCUGUCCCGGAGUGUUGAAUACUGCUAUGGGAACCGUUAUAGUUCUGUAUGCGGUAAUUGGCUUCUUCGGCUACGUACGAUACGGAGAAAAUGCUGCUGGAAGUAUAACAUUGAAUUUGCCAACAGAGGAUGUUUUGUCCAAAAUCGUUCAAAUACUGAUUGCAGUUGCCAUUUUGUUCACGUUCGGCCUACAGUUCUACGUACCGAUGGACAUCUUAUGGAGGAAGGUUCAGAACAAAAUUCCGAAGGACAAGCACAACAUUUCUCAGAUUGCCAUCCGUACAGGCAUAAUGAUCCUAAUGGGAGGUCUGGCAUUGGCUGUUCCUAAUCUGGAACCAUUUAUCGGUCUUGUAGGAGCAAUCUUUUUCUCCAGUCUGGGACUGCUAGUUCCGUGCGUCGUGGAGACUGUGUUCCUGUGGCCGAACGAACUAGGAAAAUUCAAGUGGAUUCUGGUUAAAAACGUUGUUUUCGGAGUGUUUGCGAUAUUUGCUCUGUUCUCCGGGUCGUAUGUGAGCAUUGAGGAAAUCAUCGCGUUGUACACACGCAAAGAUCAUACGGAAUAACCCGAAGCGAGAGGGAAAAUCCAACCUUAUCAUGCCAUCUUACAUUAAGAUACUCUUGAUGAAAGGAAUCUUUUCGUUGGGACUACGGAGCUGUGCGUUUUACUUCUUUAUAAUAGAACGAAUGAUAUCAUGAACAUUAUGCUAGGGGCCUUCGGUAGCAAUUCGGAGGCACGAAUCGUGUGACAGAUCUUCGAGAGUCUAUUUUUAGCUGUACAUUGUUUGAAAUACUACCUAGUGCAUUGUUUCAAAAUAUUGUAUAAGUUAAAAAAUUAAAUAAAUGUUUCAAACAAAA